Messenger RNA from Punica granatum (pomegranate), 5771 nucleotides. The record is from RefSeq and is a predicted model, not a curated record. Lineage: Eukaryota; Viridiplantae; Streptophyta; Magnoliopsida; Myrtales; Lythraceae.
ACAGUAAUCAUUCACUCUAAUAUAGUUUACCUCUCUCUCUCUCUCUCUCUCUCUCUCUCAACUCCUCAGAUCUCUCCCCCUUCUCUCCCUAUUUCUCUCUCUUUCUCUGAAGUUCUCGCUGGCUUCAAGGGUUUUCAGAUCUCGCAGCGAUUUGAAUGCCCUCAGGCCUCCUCCUCCCUCCCCCUGAGCUCCGACCCAACAUCCGUCCCUGAGUUCUCCACCCGCAGAUCUGAUCUCCUCGCCUCCCGAUCUGAGCCCACCAUGGCGGCUGCCAACGCCCCCAUCAUCAUGAAGGAGGCCCUCACGCUUCCAAGCAUCGGUAUCAAUCCGCAAUUUAUCACAUUUACCCAUGUCACGAUGGAGUCGGACAAGUACAUAUGUGUGCGGGAGACAGCACCGCAGAACAGCGUGGUCAUCAUCGAUAUGAAUAUGCCAAAUCAGCCUUUGAGGAGGCCUAUCACCGCUGACUCAGCUCUCAUGAACCCGAACUCUAGAAUCCUUGCUCUUAAAGCCCAACUACCGGGAACAACUCAGGAUCACUUACAAAUAUUUAACAUAGAGCUGAAAGCCAAAAUAAAGUCUCAUCAGAUGCCUGAACAGGUUGUUUUCUGGAAGUGGAUCACCCCUAAACUGUUGGGCCUAGUCACACAAUCCUCAGUAUACCACUGGUCAAUUGAAGGUGAUUCUGAGCCUGUGAAGAUGUUUGAGAGAACAGCUAAUUUGGUGAACAAUCAGAUAAUAAACUACCGAUGCGACCCUACUGAAAAGUGGUUGGUCUUGGUUGGUAUUGCUCCUGGUUCACCUGAGAGGCCACAACUAGUCAAGGGGAACAUGCAACUCUUCUCUUUGGAGCAGCAGAGGAGUCAAGCUCUUGAGGCGCAUGCUGCAGCAUUUGCUCCAUUCAAGGUGCCUGGAAAUGAGAAUCCCUCCACUCUCAUUUCCUUUGCCACGAAAACCGUCAAUGCUGGACAAGUCACGUCAAAGUUGCACAUUAUCGAAUUGGGUGCUCAGCCAGGGAAAGCAUCUUUUACAAAGAAGCAAGCAGAUCUCUUCUUUCCCCCAGAUUUUGCUGAUGACUUUCCAGUUGCAAUGCAGAUAUCCCACAAAUACAAUUUGAUAUAUGUGAUCACAAAGCUUGGGCUACUAUUCGUUUAUGACUUGGAGACAGCCACUGCUGUGUAUAGAAAUAGAAUUAGUCCAGAUCCUAUAUUUUUGACAGCUGAAGCUUCAUCAACUGGAGGUUUUUAUGCCAUCAACAGACGUGGCCAAGUUUUGCUGGCUAAUGUAAACGAGGCGACUAUCGUACCUUUUGUUAGUGGCCAAUUGAAUAAUUUGGAGCUGGCUGUCAACCUAGCUAAAAGAGGAAAUCUUCCUGGGGCUGAGCAGCUGGUUGUCCAACGGUUUCAAGAGCUGUUUGCGCAAACAAAGUACAAAGAAGCAGCAGAGCUAGCUGCUGAAUCUCCACAAGGAAUUCUGCGCACCCCUGACACUGUUGCUAAAUUUCAGAGUGUGCCAGUGCAAGCUGGGCAGACACCGCCUCUUUUACAGUACUUUGGGACACUUCUGACCAGAGGAAAGCUUAAUGCAUUUGAGUCAUUGGAAUUAUCCCGCCUUGUUGUGAACCAAAACAAGAAGAACCUCUUAGAGAAUUGGCUUGCAGAAGAUAAGCUGGAGUGCAGUGAGGAACUGGGAGACCUUGUGAAGACUGUUGAUAAUGAUCUUGCAUUGAAAAUAUACAUUAAAGCCAGAGCAACUCCAAAAGUAGUAGCAGCUUUUGCAGAGAGGAGGGAGUUCGACAAAAUAUUGAUCUACUCGAAGCAGGUUGGGUACAUGCCGGACUAUUUGUUCCUUCUACAAACGAUUCUUCGAACAGAUCCACAGGGUGCUGUCAACUUUGCUCUGAUGAUGUCUCAAAUGGAGGGAGGCUGUCCAGUUGAUUACAAUACCAUAACAGAUCUCUUUCUUCAGAGAAACUUAAUACGCGAAGCAACAGCUUUUCUGUUGGAUGUACUGAAGCCAAAUCUACCAGAGCACGCUUUCCUUCAAACCAAGGUCCUUGAGAUCAAUCUGGUUACUUUUCCUAAUGUUGCCGAUGCUAUUCUGGCCAAUGGAAUGUUUAGCCACUACGAUCGUCCACGGAUUGCCCAGCUGUGCGAAAAGGCCGGCCUUUAUGUUCGAGCAUUGCAACAUUACUCAGAGCUUCCUGAUAUCAAACGUGUAAUCGUGAAUACCCAUGCGAUCGAGCCUCAGUCACUUGUAGAGUUCUUUGGCACCCUUUCUAAAGAAUGGGCUGUAGAAUGCAUGAAGGACCUUCUACUGGUUAACUUGAGGGGCAACCUUCAGAUAAUUGUUCAGGUAGCCAAGGAAUAUUGUGAGCAGCUCGGCGUUGAUUCAUGCAUAAAACUUUUUGAGCAGUUCAAAUCUUAUGAAGGAUUAUACUUCUUUUUAGGAUCAUAUUUGAGUUCCAGUGAGGAUCCUGACAUUCAUUUCAAAUACAUAGAGGCUGCGGCUAAAACCGGUCAAAUCAAGGAGGUUGAGCGUGUGACUAGAGAGUCAAAUUUCUAUGAUGCAGAAAAGACUAAGAAUUUCCUGAUGGAGGCCAAGCUUCCAGAUGCACGUCCGCUCAUUAAUGUUUGUGAUCGAUUUGGCUUUGUGCCUGAUCUCACACACUAUCUUUACUCCAACAACAUGCUCCGCUAUAUUGAAGGCUAUGUUCAGAAGGUGAACCCUGGGAAUGCUCCUUUGGUAGUUGGGCAGCUACUAGAUGAUGAAUGCCCUGAAGAUUUCAUCAAAGGCUUGAUUCUCUCUGUCCGUUCUUUGCUCCCAGUGGAACCUCUUGUGGAAGAAUGUGAAAAGAGGAAUCGACUUCGUUUGCUCACUCAAUUUUUGGAGCAUCUUGUGAGUGAGGGGAGCCAAGAUGUUCAUGUCCACAAUGCUCUUGGUAAAAUAAUAAUUGAUAGUGGAAAUAACCCGGAGCAUUUUCUCACCACGAAUCCAUACUAUGAUUCUCGUGUUGUGGGUAAAUAUUGUGAGAAACGCGAUCCCACUCUUGCGGUCGUAGCAUACAGGAGAGGCCAGUGUGAUGAUGAGCUUGUCAAUGUGACCAACAAGAAUUCUCUCUUUAAAUUGCAAGCAAGAUAUGUAGUCGAGAGAAUGGAUGGUGAUCUCUGGGAGAAGGUUCUUAACCCUGAGAAUGAGUACCGGAGGCAGCUCAUCGAUCAGGUUGUAUCUACAGCACUGCCCGAAAGUCAGAGUCCGGAACAAGUAUCUGCAGCUGUUAAAGCUUUCAUGACUGCUGAUCUGCCACAUGAAUUAAUUGAGCUGCUGGAGAAAAUUGUUCUUCAAAAUUCUGCAUUCAGCGGGAACUUCAAUCUGCAGAACCUUCUUAUCCUCACUGCUAUCAAAGCUGAUCCCUCCAGAGUUAUGGAUUAUGUCAAUAGGCUGGACAACUUUGAUGGGCCUGCAGUUGGGGAGGUCGCAGUGGAAGCCCAAUUAUAUGAGGAAGCCUUUGCGAUUUUCAAGAAGUUCAACAUGAAUGUACAGGCCGUAAAUGUCUUGUUGGACAAUAUCCGAAGCAUUGAAAGGGCUGUCGAGUUUGCCUUCAGGGUCGAAGAGGAUGCUGUUUGGAGUCAGGUGGCAAAGGCUCAACUCAAGGAAGGUCUCGUCAGUGAUGCAAUUGAGUCAUUUAUUCGUGCAGAUGAUGCAACUCACUUUUUGGAUGUCAUUCAAGCUGCUGAGAAUGCAAAUGUGUACCAUGACUUGGUGCGUUACCUUUUGAUGGUCAGACAGAAGGCCAAGGAGCCGAAAGUGGAUAGUGAGCUCAUUUAUGCAUAUGCGAAGAUUGAUAGACUGGGUGAUAUUGAAGAAUUUAUUCUCAUGCCGAACGUGGCCAACCUUCAGAAUGUUGGUGAUCGCCUCUAUGAUGAAGCCCUCUAUGAGGCUGCAAAAAUCAUAUAUGCAUUCAUAUCGAACUGGGCCAAGCUGGCUGUCACCCUUGUUAAGCUUAAACAGUUCCAAGGUGCUGUUGAUGCAGCACGGAAGGCUAACAGCGCCAAGACAUGGAAGGAAGUUUGCUUUGCCUGUGUUGAUGCUGAGGAGUUCCGGUUAGCUCAAAUAUGUGGUCUGAACAUUAUAAUACAGGUGGAUGACUUGGAAGAAGUCAGCGAAUACUACCAGAAUAGGGGCUGCUUCAAUGAGCUUAUCUCUCUCAUGGAGAGUGGUCUUGGUUUGGAACGUGCACACAUGGGCAUAUUCACCGAGCUAGGAGUUCUCUAUGCUAGAUACCGUCCCGAGAAGCUCAUGGAGCACAUCAAGCUCUUCUCCACGCGUCUUAAUAUUCCGAAGCUCAUUCGAGCUUGUGACGAGCAGCAACAUUGGAAGGAGCUCACCUACCUGUACAUUUUAUACGACGAGUUCGAUAAUGCUGCAACUACUAUAAUGAAUCAUUCCCCAGAGGCUUGGGACCACAUGCAGUUCAAGGAUGUCAUUGUCAAAGUUGCCAGUGUGGAACUCUACUACAAAGCUGUUCACUUCUACUUGCAGGAGCAUCCGGAUUUGAUCAAUGAUGUCCUCAAUGUCCUGGCUCUUAGGGUGGACCACACUCGUGUUGUUGACAUCUUGAGGAAGGCUGGUCACUUGCGUCUCGUGAAGCCAUACAUGGUUGCAGUGCAGAGCAACAACGUGCCUGCUGUUAAUGAGGCCUUAAACGAAAUUUACGUAGAGGAGGAAGACUAUGAUCGGCUACGUGAAUCUAUCGACUUGCACGAUAACUUUGAUAUGAUUGGCCUUGCGCAAAAGAUUGAGAAGCACGAGCUACUCGAGAUGAGACGUGUUGCUGCUUAUAUUUACAAGAAGGCUGGGAGGUGGAAGGUAUCUAUUGCAUUGUCCAAGAAAGACAAGCAUUACAAGGAUGCUAUGGAGACAGCCUCCCAGUCUGGUGAUCGCGAACUUGCUGAAGAGUUGCUCAUCUAUUUCAUUGAACAGGGCAAGAAGGAGUGCUUUGCCUCGUGCUUGUUUGUAUGUUACGACUUAAUUCGGGCAGAUGUGGCUCUGGAACUCGCCUGGAUGAAUAACAUGAUUGAUUUUGCCUUCCCAUAUCUUCUACAGUUCAUCCGUGAGUACACUGGUAAAGUUGAUGAACUCAUUAAGGACAGGAUAGAGGCCCAAAACGAAAUGAAGGCUAAAGAGAAGGAAGAGAAGGAUGUCAUUGCCCAGCAGAAUAUGUAUGCUCAGUUACUGCCACUUGCUCUGCCUGCACCCCCGAUGCCUGGUAUGGGAGGCCCACAAGGAAUGGGUGGAGGCUUCGUUCCGCCACCACCAAUGGGCGGGAUGGGAAUGCCCCCUAUGCCGCCCUUUGGGAUGCCGCCGAUGGGAAGCUAUUGAUCUAAAGACAUAGGACCGUGAGGAUUGCGGCUUUUUUUCAAAGGAUGAAGAGUUUGGGAACAGUUUGAUUUCCUCUGUUUUUAGCUGUUGUAUAAUGUUGCUCUGUGUCAGACUGUUAUUUUCCGUUUUAUCGGUGUCAAUUGAAGGCAUUGUCAGACUGAUACGUCAAUUUUGUGGGGAUUUUACAUUAAAAUAGUUUGUGUUGAUAAAAAGUUGUCCACAAAAUAUUCUUUGGCUAGGGAGGUGGGAUGUGGCAUUCUUUUGGCUGUUGUAGAGAGCCAACCUUUGGAUUUCCCCUUUGUUGUUCUUUUUUUUUUUUUUUUGCCCCUCUUCUUGUACUACUGAUUUUACUUUAUUUACUAUCUCAUGAGUUGAAGUGAGUUCCUUCA